Molecule: messenger RNA, 798 nt
Organism: Periconia digitata
Lineage: Eukaryota; Fungi; Ascomycota; Dothideomycetes; Pleosporales; Periconiaceae
Source: the annotation of a GenBank genome assembly
AUCUUCGGUCGAAGCAUCUCUAUUAACUCCUCUCUGAGUAUUCAAAUAUCUCGUCAACCAGAGCCCAUCAUGGGAGAAUCCAGACAAGAACUCAUCGCCUGGUUGAAUAACCUUCUCCAACUCAACAUCACAAAAGUCGAACAAUGUGGCACUGGAGCAGCGUUGUGCCAGGUCUUUGACAGCAUCUUCUAUGAUGUGCCCAUGGCGCGUGUCAAGUUCGACGCUAAUACCGAAUACGCUUAUCUACAAAACUUCAAGAUAUUACAGAAUGUAUUCGCUAAACAUCAAGUCGACAAGCCUAUCCCGGUCACGCAGUUGGUCAAGUGCAAGAUGCAAGACAACCUCGAGUUUCUCCAAUUCUGCAAGCGUUAUUGGGAUCAAUACUUCCCCGGGCACGAUUACGAUCCGCUUUCCCGUCGCAAGGGAGGAGCAGGUAUCUCUACUGGUGCCGGUGCUUCACGACCCGCUGCCUCGACCGCUCGCCGACCCGCCGCUAGCAACUCCGCCGCGCCUCGUACCCGGACACCACUUGGGGGUGGAGGUGGCGCUGCCAGUGCUGCGCUACGUGAGGAGAACAAUGUACUGAAGGAGACCGUGACUGGUCUGGAGCGCGAACGAGACUUCUAUUUCAGCAAACUCCGCGACAUUGAGUUGUUGAUCCAGCAAGCCAUGGAAGCCGAUCCUGAGCUUGAGAAGGAAGACGGACUUCUCAAACAGAUCCAGGCCAUCCUGUACUCGACCGAGGAAGGUUUCGAAAUUCCUGCAGAAGGCGAGGUGGGAGAAGAGGAGACAUUUUAG